AUGUUUCAAUCAUUAGAAAAUUAUUUAAUAAAAAAUAGAAACCUUUUUUUAUCAUCUUCUUCAUCAUACAAUAAACAAAUGAUGUUUAGUAAAUUCCUAGAUACGAUAUUAAAGAAAGAUAGUAGUUCCAACACAUCAUGUAAAGACAAUCACAAUAAUAACAAUAGCAGCAGCAGCAACAACAAUAAUAAUAGUUCAUCAUCAGAUUCCUCUUCAGCUUCAUCUGGAGCUGGUGCUCACACCAAUUUCGACGAUCAUCACUCAUCAUUUUCGACAUCAUCAUCCACUUCAAACUCCACUUCAACCACACCAAAAAAUUCAUAUCGUGAACUUCCAGUUGAACAUGUUUUAAAAAUAGUUAUUUUAGGUGGACAUCAAGUUGGAAAAUCAAGUUUAAUUAGAAGAUAUCUACAGGAAUGUUUUACAAAUUCAUAUAUACCAACGAUUGGAGUGGAUCUAUCGACGCUGAUAUUGGAACCGGCGGUCGGUGCAUCGUCUACUACUCAACAACCACAAAUACCCACCAAUGAAUUACAAUUACAAUAUCAAAUACAACAACAGCAACAACAACAACAACAGACACCUAUAACAAAUUCAAAUAAUAAUAAUCAUUAUAUGUCAAAUAGCUAUUAUUAUAUACAGUUUAUAGAUGUUCCACAAGCAGAGAUAAGAGGUAAACAUGUUGGAUCUAUUUUCAAUGGUGUCACUGGUGUUAUCAUGAUGUUUGACUCUACCAAUGCAUCGUCGAUCGUUGCAAUCGAUGAAUGGAAGAAUGUAUUACGUCGAUAUAAUCUAGAUCACAGAAUUCCAAUUGCUCUAUUUGCAAAUAAAUCAGAUUUAGGUGAUUCAAUUAUAAAUGGUUCAGAUUUAGAUAAUUAUUGUAAAGCAUGUGAAUAUAAUUUCUGGAAAUUUACGAGUGCGAAAAAAGAUAGUGGUGUCAAAGAGGGAAUUGAGAAGCUGCUUGAUUUAAUAUUGGAGCGAAAGCAACAGGAGAUGGAAUCAAAGAAACGUUCGACAAUAAUAACUAUCCAGACAUCCGAUUCCAGACAUUCGUCAAUGAAGUUAAACAAGGAAAGAAUGAUCUCUCAAUCGAUGCCAACUAUCAUACUGAAUCCAAACAACUCGAAACUGAAAUCAUUCGAUUCUCCCAACUCCUCAAAGACAACCACACCCAUUUCAGAGUCACCACAAUCAUCUGGUUUACUUUCACCAAAACAACAACAACAACAACAACAGUCAGAAACAACAAGUCAGCCUGUUGAUAUUAUAAACUCUUCAUCUUUGUCGUCAGACUCGAUAACUAUUGAUGGCCAACAACAACAACAACAACAACAACAACAAGUGAAUCAAGACAAACCAAGUGGACCUGUAUUGGUGUCGUCUGUGCAGCCAGAACGACCAAAGACACAACCAUCGGAUAUUCUCAAGCUGACGGAACUGCAGAAUUUGGCCACAGAUUUUUAUGGACGCAUUGGCAAGCAGCUCGAAGACCUGCUACAACGGUCGAUGGGAUCGAGAUACAAGGAUUUGUCGAUGCUCGAGAAGCAGCGUAGUCAUGAAUAUCUCAAGAUUUGCAAUUGUUUGAAGAAGAUGAUACAACCACAACUUCAUCAUCAGAUGAACGGCGGUCGCUCCAAAAACAUCACUAAAGAGAUCGUACAGAGUGCACUCGAAGAGAAUAUCAAGAAAUGGAAUACGCUCAUGGAGAACCUACAUUUAGAGUCGGCAUUGGACAACCAAGAGGUUCUAUCGUCGAGUCUGAAAUUGGAUUCCAAUAUUCUAUCAUCAUCCAACUUACACUCCUAUUCCAACUCGACGCUUUCCACAAUAAGCGAAGAGUCUAACAAUCACACGUCACCAAGACCAUCCAACUAUACCAAUAAUGUAAAUUCAAAUCCAUCAACUACAAUCAACAACAACAACAACAACAACAAUAGCAAUAACAACAACAAUCGAUACAAUCCACAGAGACAAAUAUCACGAUCAUUGUCAAACUUUGAAAAUCACAAACCACACAAUCACCAUCAUCAUCAUAAUCAUCAUCAUCACCAUCAUAGAUCUUCAAACAAUAACAAUGCCAAUGGUAAAUGGAAAAUGGGAUUUGGAUUUAGAAAUAAUGGUAGAAAUCCAUCAAUUCAAGUACCAUCUUCAAAUUAUAAUUUAGAUACAGACAAUCCUGUAUCAUCUUCAUCUACGAUGUCAUCGACUUCUUCAUCGUCAUCGAGAUCAGUGUCACCGCUUGCUUCACCUUCAUCAUCACCUACCAACUCACUUCCGAUUUCAUCACCAUCAAUACUUCCCUCAUCUUAUGAUCUAACAGUACACAAUCUUCCACAACCUCCACUUUCCUCUUCCCUCUCCAACAAUAAUAGUUAUCAAGAUUUAAUACAACCAUAA
This is a messenger RNA of Heterostelium album PN500, 2397 nucleotides long. Its product is annotated as Ras GTPase domain-containing protein. The record is from RefSeq and is a predicted model, not a curated record. Lineage: Eukaryota; Evosea; Eumycetozoa; Acytosteliales; Acytosteliaceae. Bases 1 to 2397 code for a protein of 798 amino acids. Gene Ontology annotation, molecular function: GTPase activity; GTP binding. The transcript is spliced from 6 exons.